AGUCAUUGUCUUAAGUAAUAAUUAUUUUUAAAAUCAAAAGGGAUGGAUAUUAGAGUUCAAAUAAAUACACUAAAUUAGAUUGACUAAUAAUUAAAUCUGAAUUGCCAAAAUCAGCUAUUCUUAGAACAAAAUCAUUUGAUGUACAAACAAUUACGGGAAUAAAUAUAUUUGCUCUUAACGAUAUUGAAGAAAAGGAAAAAUGAUAAAAUUUUAAAAGUAGGGUUCAUGAAAUUUGUGAUCUUUUCAUUUAUUUUCUUUGUAUUAUCGGUUUAUAUAAGGAUCUCACCUUUUUUGUUGGGGAUUUUGAUAAGUUGCGCUGAAGUUUUCUCCUUAGCAGCAAAGGGAGAUCGUGUAAUCUAAUAUAUUCAGUAUCACUUUGAAUUGAUCAAUAAAUAAAUUCAACAGAUAUCACAUAGGUUAGAUCUGUUAAAGAUGAAGGAGAUAUAUUACAAGCUGUACAGAGCAAAAUAUUAUAAUAGAAUCUAAGAACUACAACAAGUUAUAGCACAAUGAAAGUUAAAAAUUAUUAUAUAC
Messenger RNA from Paramecium octaurelia, 534 nucleotides. NCBI's taxonomy places the organism in Eukaryota, Ciliophora, Oligohymenophorea, Peniculida, Parameciidae. The record is from the annotation of a GenBank genome assembly.